This is a messenger RNA of Anthostomella pinea, 1383 nucleotides long. The record is from the annotation of a GenBank genome assembly. Lineage: Eukaryota; Fungi; Ascomycota; Sordariomycetes; Xylariales; Xylariaceae.
AUGUCAACAGCAGCCGUACUUCACCCCACCGAGAGCAUCCCGGCUCAGCACCGGAACUCUGGGCAAUGGACGACUACACGUAUUCCACCAUCCAACUCUACACUUCCUAAUCGAUCAGGUGUCUACCACGCCCGUCCGAAAGGAUGGCAAACCGAUCCAGAGAGGGAAGUCUGGACUCUUGCGGAUCUUGAGUUGGACGAGCAUGUCAACAGAGACCAAAUCACGAAGCAGCUAAAAGAGAGUCUCGAAUUGACACUAAGCCAAGCCCGCACCUUGACGGGGACCUUGAAGAAAAGGGAUGGACGCGUGCAGAUCGUCAAAACUAGAGACAGCGCCGCUCCAUUCAUCGUCAAGUACAGUGAUGAACACAACAUCAAGAUAUCGAUCGACGACCAGGCCGCCGAGUUUCCUCCCGCACUCGUGCGCGAAGCUGCUUCGCUGGACGAGAUGGGCGACUUGCACACCAACACCGUCACCAGCAGCUGUCCCGCCUCAGUAUUCCAGACAACUUGGAUCCCCGGAGGCAUGAUCCUGACGACGAGCUUCCACCACUACUGCAUCGACGGCGGCGGCUUCCAAGCCUUCCUCAAGGAGUGGAGAGACAAUGCCCUCUCGCUCGCCACCGGCCUCAACCGAGGCCGCCUCAACGGCAAGCCCGUCCCCAAAGAACACCAGCUCGACGCCCCGCCUCCACCACCACCUAUGGUCCUGCCGCUGGUGCGCCGGGGAGAACCCCUCCUCUCCGUCGUCGUCCAGCUCAGCCAAGCCAACGCCGACCGCCUCAAAGCCGCCGCGCAGCCUGCGACGGGCUUCGUGUCCACGUACGACGCCGUGACCGCACUGCUCUGGCGCGCCCACACGCGCGCCCGCCUCUCGAUCUGCAACCCUGAGCCGGGCGAGUUCUCCCCGCACGGCACGGCCGUCGACCUGCGGAAGCGGUUCACGCCACCGCUCCCCGCGCAGCUGCAAGCCAACGCCACGACGGCCAUCUUGACAGGCCGCCCAGUACAAGACCUGGCAACGCUAAUACGCAGAUCGCACACGGGCGCGACAGAGCAAGCCGCCCUGGGAAAGGCCAACAUGGUCGCAGCGCUGAAGGACAAGUCGCGGGCGACAUGGGACCUGGACGAGGCUGUACCGCGCUUCAGCACGGCGAUGAGCGACCGCCGGAACGCGGGCUGGUACGACAUGGACUUUGGGUUCGGGCCGCCGGUCGCGCUGCGCAAUGUCAAUCAGCCCGUGGAGCGCACCAUGAUGCGCAUGCUGCCCGCGCGGCCGGGCCGCGACGGCGUCGAGGUGCAGGUACCGGUUGAGGUGGCUUGCUUGGACAGCUUUGUGCGGGAUGUUGAGUUGCUGCGGUAUGCUGAGGUGGCUUGCACGUGA